Molecule: messenger RNA, 1898 nt
Organism: Propithecus coquereli (Coquerel's sifaka)
Lineage: Eukaryota; Metazoa; Chordata; Mammalia; Primates; Indriidae
Gene: PNLDC1
Product: poly(A)-specific ribonuclease (PARN)-like domain containing 1
Exons: 19
Coding region: 51-1739 (562 amino acids)
Biological process (GO): nuclear-transcribed mRNA poly(A) tail shortening
Cellular component (GO): endoplasmic reticulum; cytoplasm
Molecular function (GO): RNA binding; poly(A)-specific ribonuclease activity
Source: RefSeq, a predicted model, not a curated record
CGUGGGUAGCACGUGGCCGCACUGGGCGUCCUCGCCCGAGCUGCGUGGCCAUGGACGUGGGCGCCGAUGAGUUCGAGCAGAGCCUUCCUCUGCUGCAGGAGCUCGUACUGGACGCCGACUUUGUGGGUGAGGCCUUGGCCACCUGCAGACCUUACAGUGUAAGGACUGGCGGCUGUGUUCUGCGCCUGGGGACUCUUGUCUUUUUUGCCUUCCCCUUAGGUCUGGACAUAGAGUUCACUGGCCUUCGUUCUAACCUGACUGGGCCGCAGCAGAUCAGUCUUUUUGAUUUGCCAUCGGAGUGGUAUCUAAAGACCCGUCAGAGUGUUCAGCAAUUUACAAUCUGUCAGAUUGGAUUGUCUGUGUUCUCCAGCAUCGAAAGAGAGUCGAACAAGUAUGUAGCCCAUUCGUGCAACUUCUUUCUCUUUCCUACAACAUUUGGGAUUUUGGAUUCAGAAUUCUCUUUCCAGGCUUCUAGUGUUCAGUUUUUGAAUCACUAUGGCUUCAACUACAACAAGUUUCUCAAAAACGGAAUCCCAUAUAUGAAUGAAGAACAGGAGAAGAAAAUUAAGCACAACAUUCUGUGCGGGAACUGGAAAGUCCGCAGCUCUCCAGAUAAAGACCAAAUCAAGGUGGUAAUUGAUGAAGUGACGCGGUGGCUGGACCUGGCCGAGGAAGGAGAAUGGAUGACUCUUCCGGGUAUCACUGGGUUCCAGGCCUUCGAGGUCGAGCUGGUGCUGAGGCAGGCCCUCCCCAACAUCUGGACGGUGCUGAAAGAGGAAGGGGUGAUAGUGAAGAAAGUGAGUAAACAGCAUCGCUGGUACCUUGACAACACCUCUUGUGAUAGAGUGAGCUGUUGGAGGGAGAAGAUUCUUUUCUCUGCGAAGGGUUUUUCUGUGUUUUUCCAAAUGCUGGUGAAGGCCCAGAAGCCCUUAGUGGGACAUAAUAUGAUGAUGGAUCUGCUACAUCUCCACGAGAAGUUCUACAGACCUCUCCCAGAAAGCUACGAUCAAUUUAAGCAGAACAUCCACAGCCUAUUUCCCGUUAUCAUUGACACCAAGAACGUAACAAAGGAUAUCUGGAAGGAAAUGAAUUUCCCAAGGGUUUCCAACCUUUCAGAAGUGUAUGAAGUCCUGAACAGUGACUUGAAUCCCACCAAGAAUUCCGAACCAGAGAUUAUUCACUCACAUGAGUGUGAAAAAUACGUCGAGACAAAGUACCCCCACGAAGCUGCGUAUGAUGCCUUCCUUUGCGGAUCAGUUCUUUUGAAAGUGGCACACUUGCUCCUAGAGAGGGUGCACGGCAUCGAUCCCAUACCGGAGUCCACCUUUCCUCAGUACCUUGACGUGCUGGCCCCUUAUGUGAACCAAGUGAACCUCAUCCGAGCGGGGGUCCCUAAAAUCAAUUUUUCUGGUCCAGAUUAUCCCAGUAUCCGACCUCCCAUCCUCAUCCUCAGUGUCAGCAAGUGGCCUGGGGUCAACGAGCAGCAGGUCUACCGUGAGUUUCAGAAUCUCUGCAAGUUCGACGUCAGGCGCCUCACGCGAAGCCAGUUCCUGCUCCUGACCAACAAGUUCAAGGACGUGCGGAGUACCCUGAAGGAGUACAGGAGCCACCCGACCCUGCAGGUCUCCCUGUAUCGGUACUGGAAACACUCGCCAAACAUCAACUGCCUGUUACAGGUCUGUGGCAUAGUUACCACCUGGGCCCUCCUGGCGUUUAUCCUGGGAAGAUCCGGCCCCUGAGUGCAGCGAGGCCUCCUGCAGCUGCCCCUCGUCCACACCCUCGGGACAGCGUCCUGGGUUCUGUUUGUAAAUCAUAUUCUGUUUGUACAUGGAUCUCUGUGGUCCUUACUGAAAAUUCUGUUUUUGAAGGUGAAAUUCUGUAAAUGCUAUCAACGAUAA